Messenger RNA from Rhizoctonia solani, 810 nucleotides. Its product is annotated as staphylococcal nuclease domain-containing protein 1. The transcript is spliced from 7 exons. Lineage: Eukaryota; Fungi; Basidiomycota; Agaricomycetes; Cantharellales; Ceratobasidiaceae. Gene Ontology annotation, cellular component: mitochondrion; cytoplasm. The record is from RefSeq and is a predicted model, not a curated record. The coding region runs from base 1 to 810 and encodes 269 amino acids.
AUGCCAAAGUCUAUCGCCUCCGAUUUGCCGUUAUCAAAGCAGCUUAAUGACCUCAAGACUCUGUACGCCUCUGACUCGCGCGCUCGCGCACUCGUUUUAUGGACAGCUAGUGCAACUUCAAUGAUUGGGCUAGUAGGAUUUUUCGCCGGCUCCCGGUUUAUCCAGGCUUCUAGACGGAUACCGAAUGCUGAUUGGAUGCAUCCCGGGUUACUUCUCAAGAGACCUUUGAUCAGAGGUGUUGUGACGAGGGUAGGAGAUGCUGAUAAUUUCAGAUUAUACCAUACUCCUGGCCCGUUCUGGUUUUGGCCCUUCAAGUUUAGAAAGGUGCCUACGAAUUCCAAAGAUCUGGCUAACGAAACACUACAUAUAAGGAUCAAUGCUGUGGAUGCUCCCGAGGGAGCCCAUUUCGGGAGAGAAGCGCAACCGAAGAGCCAGGAAGCAUUGCAGUGGCUCAAGGACCAGAUCGGUGGAAAGACGAUUUGGUGUCGGCCUCUGAGGAGAGACCAUCACGGGAGAAUUGUCGCUUCAUGUUAUCUUCCUCCCCGCCUCCUUCCGAACAACGUAUUUAAAGGAAAACACCUAUCCAUGGAGAUGCUGAGGGCUGGAUGGGCAACCGUAUACGAGCAAGGAGGAGCAGAGUAUGACCCAUAUACCAAAGAGGCAUUUUUGAGGGUCGAGACGGAGGCAAAAGCCGCUAAGCGAGGCAUAUGGGAAAAGGGAAGUAGACUCAAAGAAACACCAGCAGAAUAUAAAAGGCGACAUGUCGCUGCCGAGGCUGCUGCUGCUGCUGCUGGAGUAGCCAGCAAGUGA